Messenger RNA from Staurois parvus, 428 nucleotides. NCBI's taxonomy places the organism in Eukaryota, Metazoa, Chordata, Amphibia, Anura, Ranidae. The record is from the annotation of a GenBank genome assembly.
GAGUCAUGCUUUUAACUUUUGGACACCCGUGCACUAGAUGAUGCUAAGCAUCCUCGAGCCAAUAAAUGAGGUGGAGCUCUACAGCAGUGUUUCUAAACCUUUUUUCAGUCAAGGCACCCUUUAAAAUUAUGGACCGUCUUGAAGCACCCUUAAAAAAUUAUGGACAGUCCGAGGCACCCUUUAAAAUUAUGGACCGUCUUGAAGCACCCUUAAAAAUUAUGGACAGUCCGAGGCACCCUUUAAAAUUAUGGACAGUCCCGAGGCACCCUUUAAAAUUAUGGACAGUCCCGAGGCACCCUUUAAAAUUAUGGACAGUCCGAGGCACCCUUUAAAAUUAUGGACGGUCCCGAGGCCCCCUUUAAAAUUAUGGACGGUCCCGAGGCACCCUUUAAAAUUAUGGACAGUCCCGAGGCACCCCAUUUUAAAAU